This is a messenger RNA of Leptomonas pyrrhocoris, 2414 nucleotides long. RefSeq lists its product as hypothetical. Gene Ontology annotation, biological process: cilium-dependent cell motility; mitotic spindle organization; mitotic cytokinesis. The transcript has a single exon. Gene Ontology annotation, cellular component: axoneme; mitotic spindle. Bases 138 to 2414 code for a protein of 758 amino acids. Lineage: Eukaryota; Euglenozoa; Kinetoplastea; Trypanosomatida; Trypanosomatidae. The record is from RefSeq and is a predicted model, not a curated record. Gene Ontology annotation, molecular function: calcium ion binding; alpha-tubulin binding.
AGUCUCACUAACUGCACAUCGCUAUAAGUGUAUUUGUUUGUCUGUACAUCCAUCAGUGAUUGGUGUUCAAAUCGCGUUCUACUCUUACGAAAUACAUAUAUACAUACAUAUAUCUGCCGCUCCCCCCUAAAGAAACAAUGGCUUAUCAGCAGUCACAGCAGAUGAAGAAGGAAUUUCGGCUCCCCAUGGUGCCCGGCAUGUCCUGCGGUGAGGAGAUGAUGCGUCGCAACUACCAUCGCCGUCAAAUUCACGGCGCCCUCGCAGACUGCGCGACGUACGUCGAUGGCGUGCCCGCCGACCGCACCCUCGGCGAAAACAACAACAGUAGCAUGCAAGGCACAGCAGCGAUGGCCAGCUACGUAAACACGGCAUCUUCCACCGGUGCAGCCCAGGGUUCUGGGGUGGACCUGACUGGCCGCGUACUGCGCUACUUCGGCUACGCGACGGAGCCCGUCACGGAGAGCGCGCUGGAGACGGAGCGGGUGCGCAAGGUUGUGUUGAACUUCUACCUGGAGGACGGCACGAUGAGCGUGACGGAACCGAAGCAGGACAACUCCGGCUUCGCUUUCCCCGAGAACCUGAAGCGGCACAUUGUGCCCAACCCCGACGGCACCCCCAUCACCGCGGCGCAGCUGAAGGUGGGCGAGUCCAUCACCUUCUACGGCCGCACCUAUGUCCUGUACGACGCCGACGCCUUCACGCGCAAUUUUCUGCAGGAGGCCGGCGAGGAGGUGCCGGACGCGCUGCCGGUGCCGAGCGACGCGUAUGCGACGAUGCGCUCCCGGCCUGUGGCGAAGGCGCACGACGUCCCCUCCAUCGCCGCCUCCAGCCCUCUCAACACGACCCUGUCCGCGGCCCAGGUGCGGGCGACGCAGCAGUUUCUGGAGAACGACCGCAAGGUGCUCCGCUGCGACUGCACGUGGGACGACACGGCGAGUCUCUACGGCACGAAGCACUUCCUGACCCUCUACUACUUCCUCAGUGAUGGGAGCAUCGCCCUGGUGGAGAAGGACGUGCAGAACAGCGGCCGUGAUCCCUUUCCGACCUUCUUCAGCCGUCAGCGCAUCGCCAAGCCGACGGACCCAUCCGGUCGCUUCGACUCGUCCACCCUCGGCUCCGUCACCUUCAAGGAGAACACGAACACGGUGUACUACAACGACGAGGAUAUUCGGAUAGGCAAUGUGCUGAGCCUCUACGGUCGUGCAGUGAAGAUUCACGACUACAACCAGUUUACGAAGGACUACCUGGCCGAAAAGUUCGGCUUGACGGACUACACGCCGCUGCCGGGCUGUGUGCCGCCGCCGUUUAUGCCGCCCAGCUCCACCCGACGUGAGAUCUCCGAGGAGGAGAAGUUGGCCCAGCACGCCGAGAAGCGGGAGGAGCUGCGCCGCCACCGCUUUGCCAACUCCGUCGUGAAGUUCUUCGCGCGCCUCGACAACGGCAAGCCGGACGACGAGGUACGUCGCUUUGUUCUCACCGUCUACCCGGCGGACAACACGAUAGCAAUCUUCGAGCCGGUGAUCCGCAACAGCGGCAUCGUGGGCGGCAAGUUUCUGCAGCGUCAGAAGGUGCGCCGGGCGGAUGGCAAGAACUUCCAGGCGGACGACUUCUACGUCGGCGCCCGCGUCGUCUUGAACGCGCAUCCCUUCGUGAUCCUCAACUCCGAUGCUCACUCGCUGAACUACAUGGAGCACAACCCGGAGGAGUUCAGCCACUCGGACAUCAACAAGGUGGUGCGCAAACUGCAGGCGAUGCUGCGCAGUCGCACGACUGGGUUGGCCGAAGCUUUCCGCCUCGCCGAUCAGGACCGCCAAGGCGGCCUUGACAUGGCAGUCUUUCUCUCCAUUAUGUCUCGCCUGAAGCUGGACGUGACGGAGCAGGAGAUUUUGACGGUGCUGCGCUAUUUCGACAAAAACAACGAGUCGUACGUGAGUUACGAGGAGGUGGCCGGGCGCAUCUUGCCCGAGGGCGACGCGGUGGCCAGCGAUGACCGCACGUGGGAAGCGAUCUACCAGGAGAGCGCCGAUCACGAGACGCAGAGUUUCGUGAUUGACCCGAAGGAGGCGGAAGAGAAGGCGCGGCAGGCGCGCGAGAGUGCGUCGGCCGCCCGCGGCGCGGUGCAGUUUCUUCAGCUCUACGACGAGCGCCGUCAGCUCUUCAUGAAGGAGUUCCACGCCAUUACCGACUACGCCCGGGACAGCCUCAUCGGUGCGGACGAGUUCCGGCUGUGUGUGCGGCAGAAACUGGCGGUGACCUCCAUCCCAGACGAGGAGCUGGCGGCCCUCACCAUCAAGCUGUUCCCCAAGGUCGCACCGCGUGUGACCUAUGAGGAGUUCAUGCGCCUUGUCAAUGGCACCUCUACCUACCCGCACUGCCUUGCAGCCAUCGCAGCGAAUCAACCCGCAAAGAAAUAA